AUGCCUGGCAGCUUAGAAGGUCGAUAUAUCAAACUCGAAGUUAUCAGCGGACAAAAUCUUCAACUUCCCUCCGAGCGCGUUCCCGCUGGUAUCUACAUAUCUAUUAAUGUUGACUCGGGGAGACGCUGGAAAUCAGCCAUCAGAAUCUUAUCAUCCGACAAAUCAGUCGCGUGGGGCGAUACCAUGACCAUAUCAUUAGACGCAUCAUCUGAAUUAUCAGUGGAGAUCAGGGCGUCCUUCGAGUUCGAUCGGAUACUUGGCAAUGGAGAAGCCAUUGGAAAACUUGAGAUGUCAUGGGAUGCGCUGCUCGAUCAUGGAAAUGAGCCUUUCGACAUCUCCUUCCCGCCUGUUGAUGGUGUUCACCCUUCCCUCACGCUGAAGGCCGCUGUUCUACAUCCUUGCGACAAUCAGGACGGCGCACUGCUUGACUUCAUCGUUGAAAGUGAGAUUGCUCGAGAGACGGAUGCGGGCUAUGAACAGUUUGCCACAUACGUGACAAGCAAGACGGUCUCUUACCUGAACGAAGCCGUACAGCAUUUCCAGUUGGUCCUGGACCAAUGUUCGGUCAGCCAUCCUGACCGCGCAGCGGCUCUCACCAACCUCGCGUGGGCCCGCCUCAAAGGUUACAUUCGAGACGAUCUUCAAGACAUCGACUGUAUCACCUCUCUCUUCCGCGAAGCCCUCGCAUUGCGUUCGCAGGACCACCCUGAUCAUCCAUUAUCCAUUUGUCACCUCAUUAACGCAUUGACCUGGCGCUACAGCAAGGAUCCCACUGCCGUCGAUAUCCAGGAAUCCGCGCAGCUGUACUGCAAGCUAUUGCCCCUCUGUCCAGAGGGCACCUACCUUCAUAACAUCGCGGCAGGGGCAAAUGGCGUCGAUUAUGUGAUCUGUGAAUGCAAUGGUCUUCCAAUAGACGCAUCCGAUGAAGGCAUCCACAUCCGACGAGUGGUACUCGAGCUCUGUUCUCCGGGCAACGAGCACCGUCCAGAAGCACUUAACACGCUUGCAUGGGCUCUUGGAUCGCGUUUUGCACAAUGUGGCAGCAUUGACGAUCUAGACGAGUGCAUCCAACGCGGUCGUGAAGUCGUUUCUUUGUGCUCUGAGGGACAUUCUGAACGCGAUAUCUACCUGAAUAACUUGGCCUACUCACUCGAAGACCGCUUCAUACACCAAGGCAAAUAUCAUGACCUCAACGAGGCCAUCUCUUUGUAUGAAGAAGUGCUGCGCCUGCGCCCUGUUGAGGACAAAUUUCGUGAUUUCUCGUUGGACAACCUAGGGGAUGCCCUCUUCACCCGUUUCAAGCAACAUGGUGAUGUUAACGAUAUUAACAGAGCUAUCGGCCUCCAGCGCGAGGCACUGACGUUGUGCCCGCCUGGGAAUCCAUAUCGUCAUUCCACACUCAACAACCUUGCCAACGCGCUCAAAUCCAGAUAUGGCAAAUGGGAUGUCAUUGAAGAUCUCAACGAGGCCAUCGACCUGCUCCGGGACUCGCUUCAGUUACAGCCGCAUGGGCAUCCACAUCGCCAUCAAACUCUAUACAAUUUGAGCACGGCGCUCUGCCCUCGUUUCAUGCAAACUCAGAAGAAUGAAGAUGUCGAGGAGGCAAUUCGACUGUGCCAAGAAUCGUCAGAGGCUUUGCCUUCACUGCACCCGGACAAAUUUUUCGGUUAUGCGGGGUUGCAGGAAGCCUAUUUGUCUCGUUACAGAGUGCAAGGCAAAUCUGCUGAUUUGUCGCUCGCUGUAGAGAACUUCAGGCUGGCAUCACGACAUCCCACGCAUGGUUUUCCAGGCCGCAUUCGGGCAGCCUGGCACUGGAUCGUCACAGCAGAGCAGCACAGUCACCCAUCUGCAUUGGAGGCCUAUACAUCAUUUCUCGACCUUCUUGAUCGUCACUUGGCAACACGAUCAUCGGCAAUUUCACGGCGCGAAGCUGCUGCUGCCUUCCAAUAUGCCAGAUCAGUGCCUGUGGAUGCGGCAUCGUGUGCCAUCUGGCAUGACAAUCUACGACACGCAGUGAAACUCGUGGAGCGGGGUCGUGGCCAACAGUGGUCGUUAGCCUCUCGUCUCAAGACUCCAGUUGAAGACCUCGAGUCGGAAAAUCCGACUCUAGCCCACAGAUUUUUGGAGCUGAGCAAGUGUCUAUCCGAGGCUCAAGGUUCCACAGUCAGCACAGACAGAGCUGCUGCUGACAGGGCAGAAACUCAGUACAGGAAACAUACGGAGCAGUGGGGAGCUGUGGUAGCUGAAAUCCGUAACCUUAAAGGUUUCUCAGGGUUCCUUCUCCCACCGUCGUAUGGAGAAUUGCAAUUAGCAGCGCGUCAUGGCCCAAUCAUCAUCCUCGUUGCGAGUGGAUACUCAUGCAGCGCCAUUGUUGUCCCGACGUCAGGAGACCCCCAUCAUGUUCCCUUGCCGUCUAUUACCCUUGCAGAUCUGAAGAAUCUCAAGGAUCGCUUCGCUAGGGCGAUACGACACGCAUCCAUUAUGGGCCCAAAGGUGCCGCGGAAUGACCUAAUUGUCCUCUUGCGAGUAGUAUGGGACAACAUCAUGCUACCCAUCGUCAACGUCCUCCAGCAUGACCUGAAAUUACAGCACCAAUCUCGGAUAUGGCUAUGUCCAACUGCCGCUUUCACGUCCAUUCCUCUCCAUGCCGCUCAUCCCUUUCAAACAAAGGCAGAUCGCUCGAAGGAGCCAUGCCUGGAGGAUCUCUACAUCUGUUCUUACACCCCGACACUUUCGGCUUUGAUCAGAUCUAGGCAGAUGAUGAAGCAGCGCGUCCCUCCAUCUUUUGUAGCGAUCGGACAGGGUCAGCCGCGUGCAGGGAAAAGCAAGGAGCUCUUGACUGUCGACAGCGAGAUCGAGCUUGUUCGAAAGCUCAUACCUGCGACGGCCAACCGUACCACUAUUUCUGGCGAUGCAGCCACACGAGCAGGUGCACUGCAAGCAUUGCAAGACAACAACUGGGUACACCUUGCGUGCCAUGGAAAACAGGACCGCGAACAGCCUUACAAUUCUCAUUUCGUCAUGAAAGAUGAACCUAUCACGCUACUUGAUAUUAUGGAGAAAGACAUUCCUCACGCAGAGUUCGCGUUCUUAUCAGCGUGUCAUACCGCCGUCGGCGAUGAGGAGACUCCCGACGAGGUGAUUCACCUCGCGGCUGGACUGCAAUUUUCAGGGUUCAAGAGCGUCAUUGGCACGCUGUGGGAGGUCGACGACGCCGUUGCAAAACAUGUUGUGAAAGCUUUCUACGAGAAUAUGUUCAAGGAUUUGGAGGAUGGUGGUGUGAUGGACUGCACGAAGGCGGCCUGGGCACUCAAUCGUGCUACGCACGCUGUGAAGACGAAGGUUCCGCUGGAGCAGAGAAUGGUUUUCGUUCACGUUGGUUUUACUUUCUACACGAUCUGGAAGGCUAGUGGUUCGGUUGAAGAAGUUCGAUUGGAGGGACAGCUGUGUAUGACAGUCAACUUGUUAUUUCGAGGUAGGAGUAUCAAAGCCAGGUAA
This is a messenger RNA of Suillus subaureus, 3498 nucleotides long. RefSeq names its product CHAT domain-containing protein. Gene Ontology annotation, molecular function: protein binding. Bases 1 to 3498 code for a protein of 1165 amino acids. The transcript has 7 exons. The record is from RefSeq and is a predicted model, not a curated record. Lineage: Eukaryota; Fungi; Basidiomycota; Agaricomycetes; Boletales; Suillaceae.